GCGAUAUUUUGUCAAACACGAGAACACGCGAGAGUACGAUGAAAGCAUCUCGUCGGAGCGAAUUUUGAUGUGUUCUUUGUUUUAAAAGUGGACUUCCCCGUCACUAUUGGUCAGAUUUUCGGUUGAGACAUCGACUUUUCUAUUUAUCAGGAUCGUCAGAAGUAUGGGGAAGAAACACAAGAAGCAUCACAAGUCCGAUAGAGGCGAGCGACCGAUCGUAGAAGAGAAACCUGGCCUGAAACUUGUCCUGAAGGUCAGCAGUGGAGAGGGACAGCAGAUCAGCUACGGGAAGUCCCCUCCUGCCGCGCCAAGCUUCUACGAACCAGACCCUGAACACCACAAGAAGAAAAAGAAAAACAAGAAGAAAAAGAAGAAGAAGAAGCACAGCCAUGAGAAAGAAAGGCCCGUUGAGGAAUUUGCCGUGCCAAAAUCAAAAGAAAAGGAGAAGCACAAGAAGAGGAGCAGGGAUCAGUUUGAGAGCAGUCUUGAUGCGGAGGCUCCGCUUGCCAAACAGCCUGCUCUGAGUGUCCCAUCUCUGAGUGAGAAGCCAGUCACCCCCAACAGGGGUGUCAGGGCCUGUAGGAUGAAGGACAGGGAAGAUGAAGACAAUACACCCCUCCGACAAUGCCUCGCAAAUUUACAUAGACAACUUCAAAGGAAAGAUGUGAACCUGUUCUUUGCCUGGCCGGUGACAGAUGCUAUCGCUCCAGGGUACUCCCAGAUCAUCCUGCGCCCCAUGGACUUCAGUACCAUGAAGGAGAAACUGGACAAUGAUGAAUACAACUCUAUAGAGGAGUUCAGAAAUGACUUCAAGGUGAUGUGUGAUAAUGCCAUGAUCUACAACCAUCCUGAGACCAUCUACUACAAGGCUGCCAAGAAGAUGCUGAACAUAGGAGUGAAGAUGAUGAGCAAGGAUAAGAUUGCGUCCAUGUACAGAAGUAUCGGCUACAUGUCCAUGAUUGACCAGCAGGACACCACAGGGGAGGAGUCAGGAAUGAUUGACGUGGACACGGUGGAUUCUGGGGAACUCCCCUUCCUCACCCAGCAGACCAAGAAGUCCAAGUCCAAGAAAUCCAGCAAAAAGGCGCUACUUGCAGCACCUGUCGGCCCUGAGCUGGAGGACGGUAUGACAGCAGAGGAGAUAACAGCACAGGUGAAGGAGGCGGCUAAGGAUGUGCACAAGAAACUCACACGCAGGUGUCCUAACAGCAAGAUUGGAUUCCUACGAAGAGACGAAGAAGGCAACACAACGUUAGCUGUGGUCAACCCUGACUCUGCUACAGAACCUGGAGAUGAAGUACACACGGUGAACCUGGGCAUGUUGGUGGGGAAGCUCACCACUGGGACCAGCUCACUGCUGGGAUUCAGGGAGGACAAGAGGAACAAAGUCACUCCUGUGUCCUACCUGAUGUAUGGACCAUUUGGAACCCACGCCCCUCAGUACGACUCAACGUUCGCUAACCUGAGCAAGGAAGAGUCAGACCUUCUGCUGUCUACCUAUGGAGAUGAAGCCGGGGUGCAGUAUGCACAGAGCAUAAUGUCCUUUGUGAAGGAUGCUGGUGCAGAUGCUGUACAUGUAGUGGACCAUCUCCUCGACUCCUUAACUGGAGGGGAACACUCCAAGGCUAUGAAGCAACUCUUAGAGAAAGAGAAAACAGAAAAGGAGAAAAAAGCAGCAGCAGAACAGAAAGAUGGCAAGAUGGAACCCACUGUGUCAUCAGAGAACACUGCAGCACAGACAGCCAGUAGAUCAGAACAGCAGACAGCACAGGACAGCUCGGAACAGCAGAGAGAACAGGGAGAGGUUAAGAAGGAAACAAACAAUGAAGAGACAAAGAGCUGUCAACAGAAUGAGAACACUUUAAGUAGCAGUGGUGGUGAGGACUUCAAUGUGGCAGAUGUUGACUUUGAUUCUCUGAGGUCACUGUCUGUAGAAGGCAUCGACAUGUCAUUUCUUGAAGGACUAGAGACUGAACUGAAGAGGGAGCCAGAUUCAAGUGCUGUACAACAGCGUCUGGAUGAGAACAUGGCUCUGAUUGCUGACCUCCAGAGAACACAACACGAGAGACUGAGCGCCAAACCUCCUUCAAACCUCAGCUUUGUACCAGGACCAACUCAGAAAGAACUUCAGAUAGCACAAAAACUCACCCAGGGACUAAGAGAGCUUACAUCAAAGGUUUCUCCAGCUGAAGUCACCAAAGUCACCGACAUCCGCAAGGCCAUGGGCAUCACUACUCUGCCCGUUUCCACGGCAGCCACGCCCUCAGAUGUCCCAGCUGAAACACCUGCUGCCUCAGACCCCGCCCCCAGCACCACUCAGUCAGCCAAUGAGAGCGAAGCAGAAGACAAGAUUGACAAGGAGUUGAGGGAAUUUUUAGAAUCGCCAAGUGGCCAACAAGAAGGGGAAAGAGAUGAAACUAUGGACAUCUCCACAUGACCAAAUUUAUUAUAAGGUUUCAUUUUGAACUGAUGGAUAUUGUAACUAUACACAAAUGGCUUCACAAAAGUAUUAAAACCCUGAAUAAAUGUGAAAAUUUGUAGAAAAUGUGAACGCCUGGAAAGUUGCUGCGAUGUAACUAUUAUGGCGAUACCAUUUAUUUCAGUUAUUUCGUUUUUAACAGAAAUGGAGAUAGAAAGACAGUUGAAACCUUCUUUAUCUAAUAAUAAACAAGAAGUCUGACUGCUA
Molecule: messenger RNA, 2686 nt
Organism: Branchiostoma floridae (Florida lancelet)
Lineage: Eukaryota; Metazoa; Chordata; Leptocardii; Amphioxiformes; Branchiostomatidae
Product: bromodomain-containing protein 7-like
Exons: 20
Coding region: 164-2437 (757 amino acids)
Biological process (GO): regulation of transcription by RNA polymerase II
Cellular component (GO): nucleus
Source: RefSeq, a predicted model, not a curated record